AUAAUGAGAGAAAAAUAAGAAAUAAAAAAGAAAAAAGAGAGAGAAAAUACGAAACGUAGGAGGGAUAGAAAGAAAGAAAUAGUGAAGAUGAAGAAGCAAAGGGAGAAGAGCCCUCAAUUUUGAAGCCUUCUUAAUUUUUUUUGUUUUGCCCCAUUUCCCUUGAACACGCUCACUACGCGAAGAAUACAGUUCCUCUCUCUCUCUCUCUCUGGUUGAUUUUCUCGAAGCUUUACGUCUCCAGCACGGUCUCUGUUUUCCAUUUCUUGUUUAAUUCUCUCUUUCUCUUUGUGAUCCGGAGCGGAGGAAGAUUGGUGGAGUAUUUCUUUGAACCUAUUAUCCUAUCCGGAUCGACAAUUUUCAGGUAUCUCUGGGAUAAUAUGGCUGAGGAAAAAGCCGCUGGAGAAGGUGAAAAGAAGGAUACUGUUGCGGAUGUUACCGGAAAGAAGAAAUCCCGGGGGUUUUUCUCGCGGCUUUGGAAUGGUAUCUUCCGAGUACGCGGUGAUGAUUUCGAGAAGAGGCUUCAACACAUUUCUAAGGAAGAAGCCGCUGUGCUUGCUAGGUUGAAGCGUAGAUCCCUAACCUGGCGGCGAAUGGCCAGAAAUCUUAUCAUAUUUUCUGUCGUUUUUGAGAUUAUUGCAGUUUGUUAUGCUAUUAUAACUACAAGAACUGUAGAUAUGAACUGGAAGAUGAGAGCCUUCAGAGUUUUACCGAUGUUUCUUUUGCCUGCAUUAUCUACUCUGGCCUAUACGACUUUUCUAAGCUUCACAAGAAUGUGUGACCGGAAGGACCAAAAAACCCUUGAAAGGCUGCGAGCUGAGAGGCAAGCUAAAAUUGAUGAACUUAAGGAGAAAACAAAUUAUUACAUUACUCAACAGCUCAUCCAGAGAUAUGACCCUGACCCUGCUGCAAAGGCAGCUGCUGCAACUGUAUUAGCUUCCAAGUUGGGAGCAGAUUCGGGCUUGAAAGUUCGUUUGGGCGAUGAAUCCAACCCUAAUGUUCCAUCAGGGAAGAGCAAUGAUGUUGAAUUUGUACAAGCUGGUGGUGGGCUUCGGAACAGAAAACAAGGUCACUCCCGUUCCAGCAGUGCAGGUAGUGCUUCAUUGCAUCAUCCUGAUGAAGAUGCACGUCGCUCUGCAGUAUCUGAAGGUCCUCAUGCUUCUGAGCAUAAUCAGUUGGUCGUCGAUCAUUACAAUCCCCAAGGACCAGCUGUUAAUGAUGGAGGAUGGCUAGCUCGAAUUGCCGCAUUGCUCGUGGGAGAGGAUCCAACACAAUCUUAUGCACUCAUCUGUGGCAACUGCCAUAUGCACAAUGGGCUUGUCAAGAAGGAAGAUUUCCCAUUCAUUACUUACUACUGCCCACAUUGUCAUGCCUUGAAUCGGUCCAAUCAAUCAGAGGAACAAGUUUCUGGCCAUGGUAGUCCAGAUUCUGGUUCUAUAAGAGCUAGAAGCACUAGUGAUCCUGUAGUACUCUCCACUAAUGUCGACACGGAAACAAUUUCUGAGAUUCAGGAGACCGUCAAAAAAAUGGAAUCUGAAAACUUAGUCAGCGAAGAAGAAAAGGUACGCACAGCUGAAAUGACGUAAUUAUAAUACACCAUGGAACUCGAGUUUGAUCAUUGCUUGGGCUUGUUAUCCCUUGUUCAUAUAGUGGGCGUUAUUGAGCAACACAUUGUUUUCAUAGUUUGCUCCAUGCUUGGUGUUGUAAAAGCUGGCUGGCACUGUUAAGGUGAGUAACAUUUCCUUCCUUUGUUCAUUUUAUAUUUUGCCUUUUUCCUCCUUAGAGUUGAUGGUGUAUACAUAGAUUACAUGGAUUUUGUUGUAAACAUGUAAAACUGUUGAGUUUUGACUUUUAAUGGAAGUGUUUAAAAGAUCAUACUUCUCCUCCU
Benincasa hispida (wax gourd) is the source of this 1885-nucleotide messenger RNA. The record is from RefSeq and is a predicted model, not a curated record. NCBI's taxonomy places the organism in Eukaryota, Viridiplantae, Streptophyta, Magnoliopsida, Cucurbitales, Cucurbitaceae.